Messenger RNA from Odocoileus virginianus texanus, 2023 nucleotides. It is a transcript of the gene GLYATL3, whose product is annotated as glycine-N-acyltransferase like 3. NCBI's taxonomy places the organism in Eukaryota, Metazoa, Chordata, Mammalia, Artiodactyla, Cervidae. Gene Ontology annotation, cellular component: mitochondrion. The record is from RefSeq and is a predicted model, not a curated record. Gene Ontology annotation, molecular function: glycine N-acyltransferase activity.
CUUGCCCUCCUCUUUCUGCAUAGAACUAAUUAGGAAAGUAAGGUUGAAGAAUUAACCAGCCUUGGACGGAGAAGGAGACACUGCACUGCCACAUAGUUUAAGACCUCAGUUCCAGACUGAACUCUCAACAUUAGGGGUGGAAUUCCUAGCUUUCUACUCUCCAGAGAACAUGCCGGUUCUUAACUGUUCUACCAAAUUACUGAUCCUGGAAAAAAUGCUGAAGAGUCACUUUCCUGAAUCACUUAAGGUUUAUGGAGCAGUGAUGAACAUAAAUCGUGGGAAUCCCUUUCAAAAGGAAGUGGUAUUGGAUUCGUGGCCUGACUUCAAAGCCAUCAUCACACGGCGGCAGAAAGAGGCUGAGACAGACAACCUGGACCAUUAUACUAAUGCCUAUGCUGUGUUCUACAAAGAUGUCAAUGCUUACCGACAGCUGUUGGAAGAACACGGAGUUAUCAACUGGGACCAAGUUUUUCAAAUACAGGGGCUGCAGAGUGAAUUAUGUGAUGUUUCCAAGGCUGUUGCCGACUCAAAGCAGGUGGAUGUAAAGCUAGCUUCCUUCAAGGCUGUUUGCUUACCUACGGUUUCAACUGCAGACACGAGUUUCUUGAUGAGUUCUUCCCUACGACUAACCUACCUGAGUGUUGCUGAUGUUGACUUACUCAACCAGACUUGGUCUCGGGGCGGCAAUGAACAGUGUCGCCGAUACAUCGCCAACCUCAUCUCCUGCUUCCCCAGUGUGUGUGUCCGUGAUGACAAGGGGAACCCCAUGUCUUGGUCUAUGAUGGACCAGUUUGCCACCAUGUGCCAUGGCUACACCAUGCCUGAGCAUCGCAGGAAAGGUUAUAAUCAGCUAGUGAUCCUCACGUUGGCCAGAAAGUUGCAAAGCCGGGGAUUCCCCUGUCAAGGCAACAUCGUGGAUGACAACACGACAUCCAUUAACCUCGCGAAGAGCAUCCACGGUGACUUCUUGCCUUGUCGGUUCCAUAGGCUGAUUCUCACUCCUCCAGCUUUCGCUGGGCAAGUUCACCCUUAGCCCAUUGGAACUCCAGGCGUUCUCUUCCUUUUUCUGAAUAUACACAUACUCCUUAGCUGCCAAUGAGGGAAAAAUUAAAACUAGGAUCAGGGGGACUUUAAAUUGUUGAAAAAGACCAGAAGACAAACAGGCUUAGGCUGGGAAGCCCUAACUCUCCCUGUCUCAAAUUUCUACAGUAGUGACGAUAGGGGUCAGAAACAGCUGUGACUAGAAACAGGAUAACUAUCUUCCUUUAGGAUCCACUGCAGGAAGAAGGCUCUAAAGCCAGCAGUCUUAGCACAGGAGCAGAAAUGACUGCAUGAGAACAAAUGACGAUCAUGGGCGAACCUGGAUACUGCAUUAUCAUUGCCCUUGGGCUCAUGCCCGCUUUUCUACAACCACACCGGCAUCCUACAACCGUAAAUAACACUCUCCUGUGCCUGCCACUGCUCUGUCUCCCCGAAUCUCUUCCUACCACCUGUGACUCAGGUUCUCUGUAGACCAUCCUGCCUUCCCCCCUCCCCCCUUUAAUUUCUGUCUUUCCUCUAGCCUAUAGUUUUUCCCUGGGAAUGUUUGAAUGAAUGGUUCUCACAUUUUAGUGCAUUUCAGAAUCACCUGGAGGGCAGGUUGCAACAAAGAUAGCUGAGUCUCUCCCCACAGCCCCUGAUUCAGUUUGAGGAUGGGUCUGAGGUCAGGCCUGAAAAUUUGUACUUCUAACAAGUUUCCAUUUCUCAGUUGCCUUGGAUGGAGGAAUGAACACAUGAGCAUUUUAAAAGCUAGAAGCAGAUGCUCUCAGCGUAAGACUGGACACUGCCUAUCACCUAUUCCAGCCCCCUUGUUCAUAAUCAGCUUUCUCAUGGAAAACUAAGAGGUCUAUUUAUGUAGGUGUGCAUUUGGUAUGCAAAUAUAAACAUACAUAUACAUAUAUUGUCACUUCUUUCUUACUUCUGUAUGCAUCCGUACAUACUCAGAGAAUUGUGGUAAGAUAGUAAACUUUAGUUUAUUCUCCUU